UAAAAUGAUCAUGUGAAAUCUAUGUUUAAUUUUAAUUCAAAUUUUUUAUUUUUUUUUCUUUCUACCCAAUGGACCCUUAGAUAUUUAUUUUUCGCUUUAGACUUAGAAAACUUGUUUAACACAAAUGUUUCUUGAAAUAAAUUUUAGGUCUAAUUGGUUUCUCACUCUGUCAAAUUACGGUUUUCUUUGUGUUACAAGCUUUUCAAAUUAUGUGAUAAUUAGUUUUUUAUGGUUUUUCUCAUUUGAAUCAAAUGUCUUUAGGUUUUUUUCUCUUUUAUAAUCAAAUCUCUCUAUCCUCAUUUUUAUUUGACACAGAAACCAUCAAAAAAAAAUUUACAUCUAUCAACAAUGAUUUUCAUAUACAUAAGCACUGACAUGAUUAAGGAAGCACAAAAAUGGUGAUACGCAUGUCGAAGGCUUACGAUGCAGGUGAACUGAUCUUGGUCUCGAAGCACAUCAGAACCCUAGAUUCCCUCCUCCGCUUCCACGCGCUGACGGUUACAAGCGGCCACUCCACGAACCUUUUCAUGGCCUCAAAGCUGAUAUCUCUAUACGACUCUCUGAACAACGAUCCCAGUUCAUGUUCCACACUCUUCCACUCUCUUCCCUCCAAAGACACAUUCCUCUACAACUCCUUCCUCAAAUCCCUCUUCUCCCGCUCCCUCUUCCCUCGCGUCCUCUCCCUCUUCUCCCACAUGCGCGCCUCCAACCUCUCCCCCAACCACUUCACCCUCCCCAUCGUCGUCUCCGCCGCCGCGCACCUCACGCUCCUCCCCCACGGCGCAUCACUCCACGCCCUCGCUUCCAAAACCGGCCUCUUCCAUUCUUCCGCUUCCUUCGUUUCACUCUACUCGCGCUGUGGCCGAAUGGAUCUUGCACGCAAGGUGUUCGAUGAAAUUCCCAAAAGGGACGUGGUUGCUUGGACUGCACUCAUCAUCGGGCACGUGCACAACGGGGAGCCUGAGAAGGGUUUGAGGUGUCUCCGUCACGUGCAUGGGGUUGUUGAAGAUGAUGAGAAGCCCAAUGCUAAAACGUGGGAGGGUGGGUUUCUCGCGUGUGGGAACCUCGGUGCUGUGAGCGAAGGCUCGUGUUUGCAUGGGGUGGUUGUCAAAAAUGGGGUUGCUUCUUUUAUACAGUCUUCGGUUUUGGAUAUGUAUUCCAAAUGUGGGGUUCCUCGAGAAGCGUAUCGGUCCUUUUGUGAGGUGAUUCACAAAGAUCUUCUGUGCUGGACGUCCGUCAUCGGGGUUUAUGCGAGGAUUGGGAUGAUGGGGGAGUGUCUGAGGUUGUUUAGGGAAAUGCAGGAAAAUGAAAUACGCCCAGAUGGGGUUGUUGUUUGUUGUGUGCUUUCGGGCUUUGGUAAUUCCAUGGAUGUGUUUCAAGGGAAAGCGUUUCAUGGAGUCAUUAUAAGGAGAUAUUAUGUGGAUGAUGAGAAAGUUAAUGAUUCGCUGUUGUUUAUGUACUGCAAGUUUGGAAUGUUAAGUUUGGCAGAGAGGAUUUUUCCGUUGUGCCAAGGGAGUGGAGAUGGCUGGAACUUUAUGGUUUUUGGGUAUGGUAAAGUAGGGGAGAAUGUGAAAUGUGUUGAGCUCUUCAGGGAGAUGCAGUGGUUAGGUAUUCAUUCCGAAACAAUUGGCAUAGCUUCGGCAAUUGCCUCAUGUGCCCAGUUAGGAGCAGUUAAUUUGGGUAGGUCGAUUCAUUGCAAUGUGAUAAAGGGUUUUUUGGAUGGUAAAAACAUUUCAGUCACCAACUCACUCAUAGAGAUGUAUGGAAAAUAUGGUAAGAUGACCUUUGCUUGGAGGAUAUUUAAUACAUCGGAGACGGAUGUUGUAUCAUGGAACACUUUGAUUUCAUCUCAUGUUCACAUCAAACAGCAUGAAGAGGCUGUAAAUUUAUUUAGUAAAAUGGUUAGGGAAGACCAGAAGCCCAAUACAGCCACACUUGUGGUAGUGCUUUCAGCUUGUUCUCACCUUGCAUCUCUAGAGAAAGGAGAAAGGGUUCACUGCUACAUAAAUGAAAGUGGUUUUACACUCAAUUUACCUCUCGGCACGGCAUUGAUUGAUAUGUAUGCUAAGUGUGGGCAACUGCAAAAAUCAAGAAUGGUAUUUGACUCUAUGAUGGAGAAGGAUGUGAUUUGCUGGAAUGCGAUGAUUUCAGGCUAUGGAAUGAAUGGAUAUGCAGAAUCUGCUUUGGAGAUAUUCCAACAUAUGGAGGAAUCAAAUGUUAUGCCCAAUGGAAUUACCUUCCUCUCUCUUCUCUCAGCAUGUGCCCAUGCAGGGCUUGUUGAAGAAGGCAAAUACAUGUUUGCCAGAAUGAAGAGUUAUUCUGUGAAUCCCAAUUUAAAGCACUACACUUGUAUGGUAGAUCUUUUGGGAAGGUAUGGUAAUGUACAAGAAGCAGAAGCCAUGGUCCUAUCAAUGCCCAUUUCUCCGGAUGGUGGUGUUUGGGGAGCUUUGUUAGGUCAUUGUAAAACUCACAAUCAAAUUGAGAUGGGAAUAAGAAUUGCGAAGUAUGCUAUUGACUUGGAACCAGAAAACGACGGCUACUAUAUAAUCAUGGCCAAUAUGUAUAGCUUCAUUGGGAGGUGGGAAGAAGCAGAAAAUGUGAGAAGGACGAUGAAAGAGAGGUGUUCAAUGGGAAAGAAAGCUGGUUGGAGUCUGCUCUGAACUAAAACUUCCCUUCCCUCAAGCCUGAGCUUUAAAAGAAAGAAAAGGUUAAAGAAAACCAUUGGAAGUUUACCAAGUGCCAAUAGGCUUAAUCUUCUCGAGUUUGCUCCUUUCAUAAGCCAUUCAUGAGCUUGUCAUUGAGCAAUUGGGCUAAAGAACCAGACAUGUUAUUAUCAUGAAAUACUUUUCACAUUGUUCUGACACCCCACAAAAAUAACCCUCUUGAUGGAUGUUUUAAUUCUGUAACUCACAAGUAUUCAUGCAGCGGCUAGCAGAGAGGCACGCCAGGGUUGGCAGGAGGGAGAGAUGACUAAGUUUCCAUAAAGGUCAUUAAAUGUGCUUCUGCAACCUUGGACCUUUUUUUCAUCCACAUUGUAAUGCUGAGUCACUUUCUCAGAUAAUUAAACACGUGGCAGAGGAACUUGAGAGAAAUAUUGCUGAUGGGGAUCCUUUUACUUGUCCCAUUUAUUAUUGCAUGUCUGCAAAAGAAUUUGAAAAUAACAUGGAUCCUGUGUUGCAAUUUUCUGUUUGUACGCUGUCCAAAGUCAUAUCCUGGUGUGCAAAUGUUUGGCAAGGUUAUGUUAUUUCUCUCUUUUUCUGUGUUUCUCGUCUUCAUUUAUGAUUAUUAUUAAUAUUGUCUUGAAGGUGGAUUCUCAAGUUACUUUUAUCAGUUUUAGUUUUAAUGACAUAGAUGAUGCAGAUAUCACACCAAGUACAUGAAAAGGUCUUUUACCAAACAAUCACAUUCACACAUGUUAUUUGCAAGUGUUAAAUUGAUGUUUUUGUUUUUCGAGUCGUUCUUUUAGUCCCCACACAUUUUAUUUACCAUUACUUCGACCUGAAAGUAUAUCUUACACCUAUUCUAUAUACUUAAUCAAUACACAUCACAUGCUUUCCAUUUUACACAUGGAAAAGCUGGAAGGGAUGCCAGCUUACAUUUUCAACCAACUUUAUCUAGUCACAUCAUUGAAUUUCUUUGCUAUUGACAUUUCUUAUUGAUAUAGUAUCUUCUACUUAUUUUUACGUCCUUAGGUAUGCUGAGUUGGGGUUAUGUGAUGACUAGCUUUUAUAUCCUACUUUUUAUUGAAGUGAAACAGAUAUCAUGAAUAAGAGAAACAGUAAGCCUAUUCUGUUUGGUACGAAAGCAGCAUUACUGUUAGGCCAUGCUAAUGCCUAAUUGUAUGCUUAACCAUACGUAGUAGUACCCAUAUCAAUCGCAUUUCAUUCAUGUUACUAAUGUAUUCAUAUCAAUAUUCCUAAUUACAUCCAUUAAGCAAUGCUUAAAGAAUGGUUUUUACAUAUGCAGAUUGUUGAUAAACUACGUUGGUUUCUUCAGAAAGGUGAUAUGGUAUGGGUAUUCUCGUUUAUUUACAGUGCCGAAGUUAACGGUGGGUCAAGAAGAUCCACUUUGGAGACACAACUACACAAGAUAAGGAGGUGCAGAGAAGCAUUUGUGGGUCGUACAAACUUAAAAGAUGGAGGAAUAAUCUCGGAAUAUUUCAAAAUAAGGAGGUGCAGGAAGCAAUUGCCUUGCUUUUGCUCAACGCACUUUUUUUUAAGUAAUGGUGAAUCGUCCUCAUUCUAGUGAGAACUACCAACACUCUUAGUGCAUGUUUAGAAAUCAAAUGGAAAAGUAUGUUUGAGGCAAAAUCAUUUUUGCAAAAGGAUCAGGACUCUUGCUUUUAUUUUGGUUUUGCUUUUAUCCAUUAAAUUACAUUGGAACGAAGAUCAUAACAAUUUCAACUAUAAAUCAAGCAUGCACUUAUUUUGUGCUGGCACUCUUA
This is a messenger RNA of Glycine soja, 4444 nucleotides long. Its product is annotated as pentatricopeptide repeat-containing protein At4g39952, mitochondrial. The coding region runs from base 396 to 2660 and encodes 754 amino acids. Gene Ontology annotation, biological process: RNA modification. Lineage: Eukaryota; Viridiplantae; Streptophyta; Magnoliopsida; Fabales; Fabaceae. Gene Ontology annotation, molecular function: RNA binding; protein binding. The record is from RefSeq and is a predicted model, not a curated record. The transcript has 3 exons.